Messenger RNA from Entrophospora sp. SA101, 753 nucleotides. The record is from the annotation of a GenBank genome assembly. Lineage: Eukaryota; Fungi; Glomeromycota; Glomeromycetes; Entrophosporales; Entrophosporaceae.
AUGGCAACAAUACAAGAAUAUUUAAGUAAUAAAUAUCCAACUAAAAAAGAUAGAGAACAAGUUACAGAGAUUAAUGAAUUACACGUUAAUAAAAACUAUUUAGAAUCUUCAAUAACUAAACUAAUCUUAGGCAAUAAGCCAAAAUUGACUUAUCUUGGUUGCUAUGAUAAUCAAUUAACCACUCUCGAUUUAAGCCAAUGCUUUAAAUUAGCUGAACUUAAUUGCUCCGAUAAUCUACUAACCUCAAUUGACUUCUUAAAAACUUUACCUCAUCCAGAAAAAUUAAGAGAAUUACGCCUUUCUAACAAUAAUAUUGAGAAAACUACUUUAGAAUUUUUACGACCUUUUGUUAAUCUUUUUACUCCUGCCCUAACUCUAGGAAAUAACAAAUCAGAAAGGUACGAAAAAGGCAUUUACAACCGUUUCUAUGGUAGCCUAGAACCAUUAAGAAAUAUGACUAAAUUAAGAGGACUGAAUAUUGAGGGCACCGAUAUAGAAGAGGGUUUAGAGUAUUUACCGAUUACUAUAGGCGAACCUCUCAAAUGUUCUCCCAAACUUCCCAAUCAAAAAGUAGCCAAAAUUCAAAAUGAACUAAAACCUUUCAAAUUUAAAAAACCAGAAACAUUAAUUUACUAUCUUAUCGAAAAUGAAAACACUAAAACAAUUAAAAUAACCGGUUUAGAAACCCAAAUUGAAACCUUGGAAGAAGAAUUGGACACUGAAAGAGACCACAGCCAAGAUAUCGAUAGAUGA